Messenger RNA from Hibiscus syriacus, 1536 nucleotides. RefSeq names its product probable transcription factor KAN4. The coding region runs from base 547 to 1530 and encodes 327 amino acids. The record is from RefSeq and is a predicted model, not a curated record. The transcript is spliced from 6 exons. Gene Ontology annotation, cellular component: nucleus. Gene Ontology annotation, biological process: regulation of DNA-templated transcription; abaxial cell fate specification. Lineage: Eukaryota; Viridiplantae; Streptophyta; Magnoliopsida; Malvales; Malvaceae. Gene Ontology annotation, molecular function: transcription cis-regulatory region binding.
UCUUCCUUCACUCCCUUUCUCUUUCUCUGUGCAAGGGAGGAAAGGUGUCUGAUCUUUCUCUGCAUCUUUAAAUACAUAAGUUGCCCUUUUUACGAUCUUUUCCUUAAAACUAGCAUCCCCAAAAACAACUCUGAUUAUUUACUUUCUCUUCACCUGCAAUUCUUUCCUUUAUUGUUUAAUCUGACUGCUUAAUGGUUGUAGUCUCUGCAAUAUUUUUUCUUUUUCUAUAAAACCUAGACAGAUCCUACUAAAAAGCCUAUAUUUCUCUUCACACGCUCCCUCUUUCAAGAUUCACACACCAUGCAACUUAAUCAUGUGGCACUCAUGAUAUAAUCACAACACUUUCCUUGCCUUCCUUUUCGGCUCUCUUCGUUUGUUUAACUUCGAAGUUUUAAACCCACUUUUCCUGUCGAUUUUCUUCUCUUUUUUCUUGUUUUGGCAGUGUUUUGCUUACGCUUCCCUUCAUUCAUUCUCCCUAUUCUAAUAUCUUGUCUCUGUUAACACAUCCUCCAGGGGCUUUUUGACUAAGAUCUUCACCUCUUCUUUAUGUUCAUAAGCUCAAAUACCAUAAUGAGAACUGCACCUUUGUCUGAUCUAUCCUUGCAGAUUAGCCCACCAUCUGUUUCAGAUUGUAAAGCUAAGGAAAUGGUUUACGAUGUUUUAUCAGGAAAAUCAAUCUAUAGUGAUAGGAGCUCGGCGACUGAUUCUGGAAGUAGCGGAAGCGAUUUGAGCCGUGAAAAUGGAUACGGUAAUCCAUUUCUUGGAGAACCGACUUUGAGCUUAGGGUUCGAAAAAGCAGAUUUGGGUUAUCCCCAUUUGCAGCAACCAAGAAACCUUCAUCAGCAGCAUUAUCAGCCUCAAAUAUGUGGUCGUGAUUUCAAGAGAUAUGCAAGAAUGAUCAAUGGAACUGUGAAAAGAAGCGUCAGAGCUCCCAGAAUGAGAUGGACUACAACACUCCAUGCCCAUUUUGUUCAUGCAGUCCAGCUGCUUGGAGGCCAUGAAAGAGCAACACCAAAAUCAGUCUUAGAGUUGAUGAAUGUCAAGGAUCUAACCCUAGCUCAUGUGAAGAGUCACUUGCAGAUGUAUAGAACAGUGAGGAUUACCGACAAAGGACCAGGUCAAGGGCAGACAGACAUGAGUUUGAACCAAAGGAUGGGGAUUGUUGAUUCGGAUGGAACACCAUCUUCCGCAAAAGCUGACCCUAACGCUUCUUAUUCUCUCAAACUAUCAACAACUUCACCACAAACGCUACCACAAAGGACCCAAAGCGGUUCAUGGUUAUCCUCAACGGAGACAAAUAAUUUGAGCAUAUCAAACCAUGGAAGCGGCUUGACGUUUGAGCCAAAUAAGGCUAAGGUUGAUGGGGACAAGGCGGCACUUCAUGUCCCGGAUAGAAUGAAGGAAAGAUUAGAUUCCGGCUCCUUGUCACCUUCAGACAUGUUCCUUAACCUAGAGUUCACCCUCGGAAGGCCAAGCUGGCAAAUGGACUACGCUGAAUCUUCAAAUGAGUUAACUCUUCUCAGGUGUUAGACACCA